CGCACAUGGAUGCAACUAAUGGAAGACGACAGAUCUCUGCUUGGAUCGACUGGACGGCUAGAUCAUCACCAGCUGGUAACUCUGCUCUCUGAACCGUCGGAUCGUAAUUACCCAGAGUACUAGAACCUAAUCACUUCUCCACCAAGAAGGCAGAUAAUACAAAAUUUUACUGAUCACCAGAUGGCAGGGGGAACUUCGAGUGGAAACUGGAAGCAGUGCUGCUGCUGAAGAAAUCCAGUGGGAAGAACGCUUUUUGGUGAGUUCAUUUAUCUAGAUUUUACUCCUGAUGAUGAAAAUCUGGCCGCAGAAUAGUCUGGGAAAAAAAUCUGAUUGGCUGAUUUUGAAUAAUUCUUGUUUGUCCCUUGAAAACUGAUAAUGUAGCAUAGAAGAGAGAAUAAAAUAAAUUUGGCAUAGUCGAACAAUAAAAUAGCUUCGAGAAUCACAUACUGCCAAAGAUUAGUCAAUGCUGAGCCUCGCGAACCAAUUUGUGCUUUACAGAGGUGAUUUAGCAUAAAAAAUUGUGCCGAUGAAGUGAAUUUGCACAACUAAUUGCUUUUCCUUUAGCUUGCUUCCAGAGGAUCAAAUUUAGCUGUUUGCAAGUGUACAUGAGGUUUUGGCGGUGCCGAAGAUUUUUCGGACGGCUGAAAAUUAGCCACCUUUUAGUGAUAUUUGUUAGCGAAUACUAGAAUAUAGGGCGAGGAACCUGUUUGAUGGCUAUAUAAGAAAAUCAUUCCCUCAGGAAAUUAUAUAGACAUUUAGUCGAAGGGUUUUAGCGUAAAAUUUAGGCUUGUUUAAGGAAUUAGAGGGUUGUGUAAAUUUUGGAUCUGUUUAAGGAAUUAGAGGGUUUGGUGUUCAAUUUGGGCGGUUUAAGGAAUAAGGGGAUUGUAGUGUAGAUUUGGAGCUGCUUAAGCUGUGAGAGGGUGUUAGUGUUCUGAUUUAGAGCUGUUUAACAAAUGAGGGUAAUUUUGAAAUCAAUUUAUGUCUGUUAAGGAAUGAGGGGAUUAUAUUGUAAAAGUCAAGACUGUUGAAGGAAUUUAUAUUAAAUUGAGGGGUGUUAAGGAACGAGGGGAUUUUAGUGAAAUUUGGGGCUGUUUGAGUAAGGAGAGGGCUUCAGUGUAAAAAUUAGGUCUGUUCAAAGGAUUUUAGUGGCUAGAGAGUCUUAUAAUCAAGAUGUCAGAGAAGUUACACUACAAGAUUGGUUAUGCUUUAUCGGAGAAGAUGCACCAGAAUUUUCUGCACCCAUCUUUGGUGGAACUUGCUGAAUCUAGAGGCAUUGAUCUCGUUGAGGUGGAUUCUACCAAGCGUCUUUUGGAUCAGGGACCUUUCGAUGCUAUUCUGCAGAAAUUGUAUGACAAACAAUGGAAUGAACAGCUCAAGGAGUAUUGUGAAAAGUAUCCACAUGUGGUUGUAAUUGAUCCUCCUGAAGCCAUUGAAAAGCUGCAUAGCCGCGUUUCCAUGCUAAACGGGGUAGAAAAGUUGAAAGCCAUGGACGGAAAUGAAUCAGUUUCUGUUCCCUUGCAGAUUGUUGUGGAGAAGCCAGAAGAGCUUACCGAUUUAAAAGUUCUGGAAGUACUGAAGUUUCCUGUUAUUGCCAAGGCUCUGCUAGCAAAUGGAACUGGUAAGUCUCAUGACAUGUCGCUUGUAUUUAACUCUGAGGGUUUGAAAAGCUUGAAGCCACCACUUGUUCUUCAAGAGUUUGUGAACCACAACGGGGUGAUCUUUAAGGUGUAUGUUGCUGGUGAUUUUGUUGAGUGUGUGAAGAGAAAAUCACUGUGUGAUAUUUCUUAUGAGAAAAUGCAAAGCUCUGCUGUGGAUGUUAUGCCCUUUUCACAAAUAUCGAACCUGGCGGUGGAUGUGGAGGAUCAUGAUGAAGGAAUGGAGAGCGAGCAGGCUGAGUUGCCCCCGGCUAGAUUUAUCGAGGAUCUUGCAAGUGGCUUGCGUGAUGAAUUGGGUUUAAGUUUGUUUAAUUUUGAUCUUAUCAGGGACAGUAAGGCUAGAAACCAGUACUUUGUGAUAGACAUUAACUACUUUCCAGGCUAUGCUAAGAUGCCGGGUUUUGAGGUUGUCUUGACAAAUUUUUUCUGCAAUUUGUUCCAUGAGAAACAUAAAAUUUCCGUGAAAGAAGUUUCUUUGGGAGGCAGAGAAAUUGAGGACAAGAUACCCGAAAAGGAAUGUAGUGUGGGUGAUGGAGUUACAAUUUUGGCAACAGAUGUAGAGUAAGUUUCUUUGCAGAGGAUAUUUUAUGUUAUGUUAUUUUGUUUCAGUUUUCUAAAUGCAUGCUGCAAAGAGAAUUCAAUUAGCUCUGUAUCUGGGGGAUAUUUUUGCCACAAAAGAUCGACCAUGAAAGCUAGUUGAAGCUUCUCUUUUCUUCACAUUGGAAGAACUUUUCUGGCCUAUGGAUGCUCAUUAGGUAAAAACUAGCAACUAUUUACAUUUCUAGACCUGUAUCGUUUAUAUUUUUAAUAUAUUUGAAGUAUGAAUAUUUGUUAAAUCA
Messenger RNA from Cryptomeria japonica (Japanese cedar), 2494 nucleotides. RefSeq names its product inositol-tetrakisphosphate 1-kinase 1. The record is from RefSeq and is a predicted model, not a curated record. The transcript has a single exon. Gene Ontology annotation, cellular component: cytoplasm. Gene Ontology annotation, molecular function: inositol-1,3,4-trisphosphate 6-kinase activity; inositol-1,3,4-trisphosphate 5-kinase activity; ATP binding. Bases 1171 to 2220 code for a protein of 349 amino acids. NCBI's taxonomy places the organism in Eukaryota, Viridiplantae, Streptophyta, Pinopsida, Cupressales, Cupressaceae. Gene Ontology annotation, biological process: inositol trisphosphate metabolic process.